Peniophora sp. CBMAI 1063 is the source of this 1692-nucleotide messenger RNA. Lineage: Eukaryota; Fungi; Basidiomycota; Agaricomycetes; Russulales; Peniophoraceae. The record is from the annotation of a GenBank genome assembly.
AUGUCUGGUUUAGCUAACGCGGGAGGCGAUAUCGUAUUGCUGAUUGCGCAUACGUUGAAAUCCAUCUGGCCUGCGGCUUCCCCACAACGCGAUGCGGAUACUGGAAGGGAUAUUUUGGGCAUGGGCUGGAUCACCCUCACGCACUUAAAUCAGCGUUUCAGGACUAUACUGCUCGACGACGAUACGCUCUGGAAAGACAUAGGGAUGGCAUUUCUCAAAUUUGAUGCCGUUAAAUGUAUCACUGGUCGUCUUACGCGGCUAUCUGCCGAUAUAUCGUACGACCAGCAUUUGCGGACCGCGGCUUGUAUAUCAUCCGCUAUCCCGGAUCUCGACGCCAUAACUUCCCCGGACAAUGGUGUUCUCCUACAAGCGGGUACCAUUACGUCGACAUUCUUGUCCGGUACUGGUGUGGUUCUGCCCUUCCAGCCUGAGGACAGUAACGUUCCUUUGAAUGGUUGCAACUGGCGGAGGGCGUUCGAAGGGCAGACCUUUCCGAACCUGGCAAUACUUACGACGGUCAUCUGUUCCAAGACACCGCUCCCCGUUCCAAGCUUUAUCGCGCCGUCUUUACGCGCCAUCAACCUCUCGGGAAUUUAUACUACCGACGAAAGCACAGAAGGGUGUUCGUAUCGGUCGUCCUGGGAUCAUCCGGGCACCAUGGAUGGGGCAUCGUUCCUACGCAUGCUUCGGGGACUACCGUCAUUACGCGAGCUGCGGCUACAAGACAUCGCACUUUUCACCGCACAACAACCUCAAUUCGGAGUUGACGGACUAAUCGGACACAUCAGAAGCCUAUACGUUCACACCAGCCAUUCGAAGACCGUUCGGCUGCUUCUUGAAUCAUUGGAUCCAUCCAGGCUGAAGGACUUGACCGCUGUAACGCGCAUUGGUUCUCAGGACGUUAUACCCGCGUGGGCGUGGUCUGGAUCUUCCUUAACUUCGUUGGAUAACCUCGACCUCGUCGUUGAGUCGUCAAGAGAUCUUAGUUGGGUUACGUUGUGCAAACCACGUCGUGGCGCAUACAGCCCUUACGAGUAUUGCGGCACCGAAGACACUCUUGACAUAUCAAGGCAUCGUGCUGGGCGUCCCAAUAUCAUCAUUGGGCGUAAGCGCUUGACCAGGUUAUACUGCCAUGGUCCCACAAGCGUGUUCGAAGCGAUCAACGGUCCUCCUCAAACGAUCCUUACAUCGCCCUUUCCUUUGGACCUGGACGCGAUGCAUAACAAGAUUUACAAAGUGGUCAUUCUUGGUCUAUAUGCACUUUCCCGCACCGCCGGCUGGCACUUGCUUCCCGAAGGGGAUGACUAUAGAUUUAUCUCGAGGCUGCCGUGGGCGGGCGAGUACCAUUUACUUGACGAGCGCGCGGCUGCCAGGUGUUUCCAGUUUUUCGACAAGUCCUUGGAUAAUUUAGUCAUUAUCAGUCUGAGCCCUUGGUAUGGGCGUUCUGCGAUCAGCGAACUCGCUUCUAUUCUCCGAUCUGGAGGGAUGGUCGCACCGAAGCGUGUGGAGCUGCGGGGCUCAGUUCGCAUGGCGGACGGAUCUGAUGUCACCGAAAUCGAUGACAUGGUGGGCCGUCGACUUGUCGACAAACGUACCCAGUACAUGUCCGAUGAAGCGGAUGAAGUUCAGGAACUCAAGCAUGCUGAGGUAAGGUUAUCUUUUAUUUUCAUCGGCAAGAAAUAUUCGAGCUAA